GGCCGGGGCUGGGCCGGGGGCGGCGGGUGCGGGCGGCACGCACAAGCCAGCGCCGGGCUGCAGGCGCUCGCCGCCAGAGCGUUGGCUGUAACUUGACACCGGUGCGAGAGGCCGAGCGGAGAGAGGGAGCGAGAGCGCGGCGGCGGAGGAGGAGAGGCGAAGCCCCAGGGAGCGGGAUGGUGACCACCUCCUCCGCCUUCCCCUCCCCUUAGCGCCGCGCCGCUCCGCAGCAGCCGCUGCCGCCGCAGCGCCGGGGACUCUCGCCUGCAGCGGGGCCGGGGCGGGCGGCGAUGGGGACGGGACGGGCCCCCUGAGCUGCCGGGAAGUUUCCCCGCCGCGGGCAGCCGGAGCCGGGCAGGCGGAUGGAGGAUGCGCUCUCUCCGGCGGGCUGCGUGACCCGGCGGCGGCGGCGAAGGGGAGGAUGAAGAAGAAGCAGCAGCCCGGCGGCGGCGCUGGGGACUGCCCGGCGCCCCGGCCGCCCGCGGCCCCGCCGGCGGGAGGGGGCCUGGGCCAGGGCGGGGGCUGGAAGCGGCGGCGGCGCCUCUCGCUGCUGCCGCUGCUCUCGCUGCGCGACUACGGCUUUUGCAUGGCCGCCCUGCUGCUCUUCUGCCUCGGCUCCCUCUUCUACCAGCUCAACGGGGGCCCCCCACACUUUCUGCUGGACCUGCGGCACUAUCUGGGAAAUUCCACUUAUUUGGAUGACCAUGGACCCCCCCCGCAAAAGGUACUUCCUUUCCCCAGCCAGGUGGUCUACAACAGAGUUGGAAAGUGUGGGAGUCGAACUGUGGUUUUGCUUCUGAGAAUUUUAUCAGAAAAACAUGGAUUCAACCUGGUUACAUCUGACAUUCAUAACAAAACAAGACUUACCAAAAAUGAACAGAUGGAAUUGAUUAAAAACAUAAGCACUGCUGAGCAGCCCUAUUUAUUCACUAGACAUGUUCAUUUCCUCAACUUCUCAAGGUUUGGAGGAGACCAGCCGGUGUAUAUCAAUAUUAUUAGAGAUCCUGUCAAUCGAUUUUUAUCCAAUUAUUUUUUUCGACGUUUUGGAGACUGGAGAGGAGAACAGAAUCAUAUGAUCCGUACCCCAAGCAUGAGGCAGGAGGAAAGAUACCUGGACAUUAAUGUAUGUAUCCUUGAAAACUACCCUGAAUGUUCCAAUCCCAGGUUAUUUUACAUCAUACCAUAUUUCUGUGGACAGCAUCCAAGAUGCAGGGAGCCUGGUGAGUGGGCCCUUGAAAGAGCAAAGCUGAACGUUAAUGAAAAUUUUCUGCUUGUGGGGAUUCUGGAAGAGCUGGAGGAUGUGCUGCUUUUAUUAGAAAGAUUCUUACCUCAUUAUUUCAAGGAUGUGCUUAGCAUCUACAAAAACCCAGAACAUAGGAAACUUGGCAAUUUGACUGUGACAGUGAAAAAGACCGUCCCUUCUCCAGAAGCCAUACAGAUCCUCUACCAACGCAUGAGAUAUGAAUAUGAGUUCUAUUACUAUGUCAAAGAACAGUUUCACCUGCUAAAGCGCAAGUUUGGACUCAAGUCUCAUAUCAGGAAACCACGUCCCAGACCUGAGUUCUUCAUUCCUUCUCCCCUGGAAACAGAAGAACCAAUAGACAAUGAGGAAGAAGAUGAUGAAAAAUGGCUAGAGGAUAUCUAUAAAAGGUGAUGAAAGCAAGAGCCAUCCUUUUCUUCUGGUGACCCCUUCAGCUUUCUUAAGAUUUUUUUAAUUAUUAUUAAAAGUAAUUCCUUAAGGAACUGAGUUAAUGAGCAGCAGUGUUUAAAACAGAACAAAAGAGAACAUUCCCACAUGUUGGGGAAAUUGGGAGAUACCUGGUUUUGCGGGUUUAAUUUUAUUAUACUGUCUUGGCUCCGUAGAAUCCUUGCUGGAACAUAGUUUAAGACAGGACUAUGUACAGCCUCAUCACAAAAUAACUUUUGGAGUGCACAGUAGUGCUCUGGGCAUUUGCAAAACAUAAAAGAACAGAUUAGGCAGUAUUGUGUAGUAAGUUUAUAGACUUCUCAUCUCUCUCUUUCUCCAGAAACAAAUCUUCAUUGCAUAAUGCUGCAGCAUUAACAACCGGAAAUGAGAAGUUAGUGAGCCACUUGGGAAAAGUGCCUAUUUCUAAUUAGGCAAAACUGGUGUUUUAGUGGUAUAAUCAGAAGCAUUGUUACUGUCUGCACAUCAAAGGAUAACAGACUCAAAAGUGGAUUAGACAGUGGUUUCUGAAUAACUGUCUGUAGGAGGAGCAAGUAUACUGUUUUGGCAAAUUAAUAUUAAUUAUUGAAAGCAAGGCAAGUUACAGGAACUAGAUGUUUCUGGUUAACCCAUCUUGUUCAUAGAGCGGAAAAAGUUACCAGGUCAAUGAAUGGCAAGAAUGGAUGAAAGUCUGCAAGGCAGGGUUACAUGAUUUGAAGAGUUUUGUUUCUGCAGUUGAGUGCAUUUCUAUUAGGCCAUAAUGGAAAAGGUGCAGUAUAAGGUUUUUGUCUUCAGGAAGAUUAUUUGUAGAUCGUUACUGCUACUAUGGAUCACAAAUUUGAAGAGAUACAAAAAGUCAUUCACCUAAGAAAGAAACUUAAAUGAUAUGGAACUCCUACUAUCAUGAAUGAUAUUCCUGUGAUCUCAGAAUUUAAUUCUUCAUGUCUGAAGGAGAAUGCAGCUGCCCCACCAAUGCAGGUACCAGAUGUCAACUUUUAAUAUGACUAUAAGAAAAUUAACAAUAUGAAGAUACACAACUUUUCUAGUUUAAAUAUUUCAAAAUGAUAAAACAAGGAGAAAAAAAAAGCCAUGCUCUGUAAAACCAAAGUCAGUUCAGUGGUAUGUUGUUAAGAGAGUCACUGUGAAAGGUUACCUGUACUAAUCACUACAAUUAUUAUCAGUAAACACUAGAAAGUGGAAUGGUGGAGGCUGGGAGGUGAAAUGGGAAUAGCUCCAAUAUGUGACAUGCUGUUGUCUUUAAGGUAAGUAUCUCUGAGGUUUCCUGUGACUUGUGGGCUAGAUGGCUCUUCAGCAGCAUGCCUGGACAGGUGACACAGGACUGACAGAUGCGCAUGCGGGAACAGGCCGAGCUCCUUUGCCAUUUGCUCCACAGUAGAACAGGGGAGCCCUCGGGGUCUUGAUGAAGCCUUGGCUUCUUGGGCACCAUUAUUGCCCAGAAGGAGCUGAACAAGUAGAGGGGUAGUAGCAAUAAGUCCUGUCCUAGAGAACAGGAAAGAAGCAUGGCAGCACCUUGUCAGGAUGAAUCCCAGUAACACUUCUGGGGUAAUACAGCUCUAUCUAACUCGAGUCCUUUCUCAAACAUCUAGUAAGCAAUUUUUGCCUCUUAUUAUGUGGCUGCCUCAGUAGUGUGGCUGCUGUCUGCAAGAUAAUCCUUUGGUUUGAACUAACAAGCAAAAGUUAUUUUGUGAUGGAUGAGGCAUAUAAACUUGGGCUAAGCUCAGAUGUGCUUUUCAAGGGUUUCCUCUUCCAUGAGCCUGCUGGUAGCUGAUAGACAUUAUGGACCAUCCUUAUGACCAGUCAGUCUUUACUGUACUUACAUGCAGAGGACUAAAAUAAAGAAGUGUAAUCGUGUUAAGACAAGAUGCUAAUUUACAGAAAUAUUAUAGAGAAGAUUCUGUUCUCAUUAUUAACAUCCCAGUUUCAUGGUACCAAUGCACUACCAUGAGGGAAGACAUCAAAGAAAGCUGGAAAUGACACAGAUAACAACUAACAUAUUAGCUAAAAUAUGAAUCUGCUGCAUUGUAUAUUUUAAGUGGUUUCUAUGAAAUUACAUUGAAAGAGUAAUGAUUAGUUUACACACUGUGGAAUUGUUAUAUUUUGGAAAGAAAAUUAAUAUUCUCACCUUUCAGAAAAUUCUGUUUGAAUCCUUUUUGCCAAUGUUGUAACAGAAUAAUCAGUCACUUAACACAUUCACCCUUCCUGCAAGUUCACUGCUGCUUACCAUAAAGUCUAUUUUUAUCUGUUUAUUUAAAGGUAUCUUCAGCCAUCACUACUUUAUAACCUAAAUACAAAAACUGUUUAACGAUUUACUCGCUAGGUUUUAAUGUUGUUUUAUUUUUCCUACCAAUCAACCCGGCCUCUCCUCCCUGAAUGGUACUUCAUGGGUUUAUUUGGCACAUAGCUUCUAAGAUUCCUGGUCCUACAGCCCAUUUGUCUGUCAUUAAAUAUAUUAUAUUUUACUUGAUUGUUAAAAGGUACGUUUUAAGCUGGUUAGUCUUUGACUUAUUUAUUGAAACUUUUCAGCACAUUCCAAAUUCUAAGUUGCUCAGGAAGAAGUUGAUUUAAAUGAUUUUAUUUUGGUCUGAUGAAUAUUUCUUAUUCAAAAAAAAUCAUUGUUUGUAAGCCUUUAGCCCACGACAGCUUUGUAGGAAGUGCCAUGCAUGUACUUGUAAAUCUUUGUGGGAGAAAAAGGUGGGUACUUGACAUUUAUGAAAAUAAGAAAACAUAUGUGUACAUUAGCUUAGGUAUAAAUGAAAGCAACCUUUGUUUUGGGAUGAAAUAUUCUUUAACUUAUUCACUACCAUCUCCUGAAAUAUAAACAAGCCAUAUGACUCUUUAUUUUUCAGUCCAGUGAUGUUAAAAAUAAAGCUUGUAUAUUUCUUCAUA
This is a messenger RNA of Dromaius novaehollandiae (emu), 4591 nucleotides long. It is a transcript of the gene UST, whose product is annotated as uronyl 2-sulfotransferase. The record is from RefSeq and is a predicted model, not a curated record. The transcript is spliced from 8 exons. Gene Ontology annotation, molecular function: sulfotransferase activity. Gene Ontology annotation, cellular component: membrane. NCBI's taxonomy places the organism in Eukaryota, Metazoa, Chordata, Aves, Casuariiformes, Dromaiidae. The coding region runs from base 422 to 1654 and encodes 410 amino acids.